AUGAGGUGUCUGCUAGUGCUAGUUAUCCUCGUGCUGGCCAGCGUUGGCGAUGCCGUAGUGCAAGAUGAAGAAGAGACCUGCUCGGGGGCCAAACCAUGUGCCCCAGGUGUAGUGCUGCCCGUAUGGCAACCUCAGGAUUCCUCUCUUUCAUACACACUUUCACUCAUUCCUAUGGCAACAAAAAUACAGCCGAAACACUCUAUUUUACGACGUCUCAAACUGACAUCUAUGCAAAUUAAUGUUCUGUGA
This is a messenger RNA of Cylicostephanus goldi, 249 nucleotides long. The record is from the annotation of a GenBank genome assembly. NCBI's taxonomy places the organism in Eukaryota, Metazoa, Nematoda, Chromadorea, Rhabditida, Strongylidae.